GAAAGAAAAAAAAACAGUCCAAAACAACAAUAACAUCAAACAAAAAAAAAGGAAAAAACAAAAAAUCUGAAACGGAAGCUCCCUUGUACAGACAAGGGAUGAGAUUUCUAUCUUUCCUUUGAUAAAUCCCAAUACCUAAUUCCCAAAUUCCCUUACUUUUAGGCCGCCGUGAUAGAUAUAUACGCAUUGAGUUCUUUUUCUUGGAAGAGCCUUGAUUCUCUCGCUUCUUCUUACUAUUUUUUCUGUUCUGUAUCAUCAUCAAUCGAUCUCUCUCUAUCCAGAUUCUCCGGAGACAUCUUUUCUAUGUGAUGUCUUUUUUCACUAGUGGUUCUUCUCAUGAUCUUCUGAUAGGAGCUUUGUGUCUUCUCGUAUAGAUGCUGUGAAGGUUCUUUGUUAGAUGAGGUAACUUGUUCUUGAGUUGUCUUUCUAUGUCUGUGGAGUAUAAUUGUUUACAAGGAGGUGGGCUGUAAAGGAGCUUGAUUUUGGAGAUAUGGUUUUAGAGGUGUUUUGAAGAAAAUCUCAAUUCUUUGGUUGCUUUUGGAUUUGAUGGGUAAAGAGAAUCAGUUGGAGACUAAUAACUGUGGAGUCAGUGAUCACGGUUCUCCACCUAUCAAGAACGAAGAACAUGAGGCACCACGUUACAGUUCAGACAAAGACACGGGUUUACCAACUUGCCGUGUGUGCCAAUGUUCAGAAUCCGAUAGAAGAGGAGACGCUGCUUUAGGGUUUUUGGGUAUCACUCCUCCUGUUUCCGAUCCUUGUAAAAGCAAUGCGGGUGAAGAAACCGUUGUUGAUCAGAAAAGCUCAGUUGUCAAACCGAGUGGAUUCAUCGAACUGAUAAGUCCUGAUGGAGAAGUUUUCGUUUGCUCUAACGAAGAUAUUGAAAUGGGUGCGUGGCAGCAUCGAGAUACGUUGCUAGAACUUGGAUGUUCUUGCAAAAACGAUCUUGCUUUGGUACACUACGCUUGUGCAUUGAAAUGGUUCGUCAACCACGGAUCAACAGUUUGUGAGAUAUGCGGAACAACCGCAGAGAAUAUAAGAACAGUUGAUUUCAACAAAGUGGUAAUCUCCUUGAAAGAUUACGCAGCGCUAAGAGAAAGAACAGCUGAUGGAGAUCCGAAUCCUGUAGCAGUUAAUAACAACACGAGUUCUUCAGGGAUUGAUCCUGAUGCAGUUGCAGCCAUUCGAAGGCAACGGCUUAGUGAGAUUUCGUUAUGGUUUGGUCCUCAUUGUUCAAACAACAAUAGUAGUAAUUCCGCUGCUGCAGGGGCAAGUUCUUCUCAGGUUACAUCUGAACAACCUUUGGGUGUAGUAAACUUUGAUAUCUUGCCUAUGGAAAGCCGUGCGACUAAAUGGGCGGUUGAAGGUACCGGAAUACUACUCGCUACCGGAUUACUCACAGUUACUUUGGCUUGGCUCAUUGCUCCUCGUGUUGGAAAGAGAACUGCAAAGAGUGGGCUGCACAUACUUCUUGGUGGUCUCUGUGCUUUAACAGUAGUCAUCUUCUUCAGAUUCGUCGUGCUGACAAGAAUCAGGUACGGACCAGCACGGUACUGGGCAAUCUUGUUCGUCUUCUGGUUUCUUGUGUUUGGCAUUUGGGCUUCACGUUCACACGCUUCUCACUCCUCCACAUGAUAAAUUCUUCAUCAUCCUUAUCCUCGUGUUACUACUCUUUUUUGGUCUCUCUGUCAAUAUCAUUUACGUUAUUUCUCUUUUGAGACACAAAAUGUACAAUUAAUUACUCAUAUAAAAACAAAGACUAAAAAAGAAGAAAGGAAACUGAAUGAAGUCAUGAUAUUUUAGCAAAAAAUUUCCACCC
This is a messenger RNA of Camelina sativa (false flax), 1819 nucleotides long. RefSeq lists its product as uncharacterized. Gene Ontology annotation, molecular function: zinc ion binding. The record is from RefSeq and is a predicted model, not a curated record. NCBI's taxonomy places the organism in Eukaryota, Viridiplantae, Streptophyta, Magnoliopsida, Brassicales, Brassicaceae.